Aspergillus calidoustus is the source of this 1557-nucleotide messenger RNA. NCBI's taxonomy places the organism in Eukaryota, Fungi, Ascomycota, Eurotiomycetes, Eurotiales, Aspergillaceae. The record is from the annotation of a GenBank genome assembly.
AUGACCGACCGUUUCGCUCGUACUGAUGGAUCAACAACGUAUGCUUGCAAGGCAGCAGAUGGUGUAUACUGUGGCGGCACGUGGCGAGGAAUGAUCAAUCAUCUGGACUACAUCCAGGGAAUGGGGUUCGAUGCUGUUAUGAUCUCCCCCAUCAUCAAGAACAUUGAAGGAAAGGCUCCAUAUGGCGAGGCCUAUCAUGGUUACUGGGCAGAGAAUAUGUACGCCCUCAACCCGCAUUUUGGCACUCGUCAAGACCUACUAGACUUGAGUAGAGCGCUUCACGAUCGAGGGAUGUUUUUCAUGAUGGAUACCGUCAUAAAUAAUAUGGCCUUCUUGACCAAUGGUGGCAACCCAGCAACUGAUGUCAACUAUACCUCUCUCAACCCAUUCAAUCGUCCAGACUUUUAUCACCCAUACUGCAAGAUCACUGACUGGAACGAUUAUCCGCUGGCCCAGAGAUGCUGGACAGGAGAUGACAUUGUUUCGCUUCCUGAUCUAAAGACAGAAGACGAGCGAGUCCAGAAUAUACUAGGGAUGUGGAUCCAGGAAAUGAUCACGACCUACUCAAUCGACGGAUUGCGGCUCGACGCAGCAAAACAUAUCACGCCAGAAUCUCUUCCCAAGUUUCAAGAGGCAGCCAACACGUUUAUCACAGGCGAGGUAUUCGAGAAGUCCGUCGACAUCGUCUGCAACUACCAAAAAGAUAUCAGCAGCGUCACCAACUAUCCCAUCUAUUUCGCCCUUCUGGAUGCCUUUACCCGUGGAAACACCGACAUUCUCCCAAACCAAGUAGAGAUCAUGAAGAACUCAUGUCCCAAUAUAACAUCCCUAACGAUAUUUUCCGAAAAUCAUGACAUCGCUCGCUUUGCAAGCAUGAAAGACGACAUCACUCUCGCCAAAAAUAUCCUCACAUUCACUCUCCUCUUUGACGGCAUCCCCAUAAUCUACCAAGGCCAAGAACAGCACUUCAACGGCGCCCGUGACCCCGAGAACCGCGAAGCCCUCUGGCUCUCCUCCUACAACACCUCCUCUCCACUCUACAAGCUGACGGCUACCCUCAACAAACUCCGCAAACACGCCAUUCAGAUCGACCCCGACUACUACAUCUCUACCCAAACCUAUCCCAUUUAUCGGGGCUCCUCAGAAAUGGCUUUCCGCAAGGGCCGCGAGGGCCGACACGUCGUGAUGGUCCUCUCAACACAAGGGAGUAACAGCGGAGCAUAUACAAUCCGCAUGAUGAACGGCUACCAGCCUUCAUAUGUGGUUAUGGAUGUGUUGAGUUGCCGCACGUGGACUGUUAAUGAUAUGGGAGAAUUAAGGCUCGACAUGGAUAAGGGUGAGCCGAGGGUUUUGUACCCCGAGGCCCUCAUGAAGGGAAGCGGGCUUUGUGGGUUUCAGGAGGCAAAGGUAAGUUAUUUGGAUUUUGUUAACAAGAGCUAUACGCCACCUUCGACGAAGGAUGAGGCGUCGACUGGUGCGUUGGGAACGCGGGUAGAUGGGGGUUCUUGGCUGGCAUUGGCUGCCUUGUUGUUAGGGCUGGUUGCUCUAGGCAUAUAG